AGCACUAACAUAAAUCGCUCUCGUCUUGCUGGUUGUGAGGCGGACUACUUGUUUCUCCCUCCGCGCUGCUGCCGGGCUGUGAGGCGGUCGGGCCGAGCCUCGCGGUGCCUUUUCCGCGGAGUGUGGACGGUUCUCUCGGUGUCUCCGGGUCUCUGGCCGUGUUGUGCGUCAUCUCCAUCGCUGCCGUUUGUUUUGUGUUAUUUUUUUUUGAUUUUUUUUUUUUGCCCUCUCCACUGAAGGAAAAAACCAUGGCAACUCCCGCCGCGGUCAACCCGUCCGAGAUGGGCAGUGAGUUGCCAGGGACAGUGGCGAUGCCGGGGGCGGUAGGAGGCGGCCAGGUGAGGAUGGGAGGAACUGUGCCAGGCCGCGGGGGCAAGAGGAGAUCAGGAGGAAUGGACUUCGAUGACGAAGACGGAGAGGGGCCGAGCAAAUUCUCAAGAGAGAACCACAGUGAGAUCGAGCGACGCCGGCGUAACAAAAUGACCCAGUACAUCACUGAGCUGUCAGACAUGGUCCCGACCUGCAGCGCCCUGGCCCGGAAGCCCGACAAACUGACCAUCCUGCGUAUGGCCGUCUCCCAUAUGAAAUCCAUGAGGGGCACCGGCAACACGUCCACUGAUGGGGCCUACAAGCCCUCCUUCCUCACUGAACAGGAACUGAAACACCUGAUCCUGGAGGCGGCGGACGGCUUCCUGUUUGUGGUUGCUGCGGAGACGGGUCGGGUGAUAUACGUGUCAGACUCGGUGGCGCCCGUGCUGAACCAUCCCCAGUCCGAGUGGUUUGGCAGCACUCUGUAUGAGCAGGUCCAUCCCGACGAUGUGGACAAGCUGAGGGAACAGCUCAGUACUUCAGAGAACUCCAUGACAGGGCGGAUUCUGGACCUGAAGACGGGAACAGUGAAGAAGGAGGGCCAGCAGUCCUCCAUGAGGAUGUGCAUGGGCUCCCGGCGGUCCUUCAUCUGCCGCAUGAGGUGCGGUACCGCUCCUCUGGAUCACAUCUCCCUAAACCGCCUGUCCAACAUGAGGAAGAGAUACAGGAAUGGCCUCGGACCCUCAAAAGAAGGAGAGGCUCAGUACUCUGUGGUGCAUUGCACUGGCUACAUCAAAGCAUGGCCCCCUGCAGGUAUGACUAUACCAGAGGAAGACACAGAGGCAGGUCAGACCGGAAAAUACUGCCUCGUGGCCAUUGGGAGACUGCAGGUGACCAGCUCUCCGGUCUCUAUGGAUAUGAACGGCCUGUCUGUGCCAACGGAGUUCCUGUCGCGUCACAACUCAGAUGGUGUCAUCACUUUCGUGGACCCACGCUGCAUCAACGUCAUUGGUUAUCAGCCCCAGGACUUGCUGGGGAAAGAUAUUCUGGAGUUCUGCCAUCCUGAGGACCAGAGUCACUUGAGAGAAAGUUUUCAACAGGUGGUGAAGUUGAAGGGUCAGGUUCUGUCUGUGAUGUAUCGUUUCCGAAUGAAGAACAGGGAGUGGAUGCUGAUCCGAACCAGCAGCUUCACCUUCCAGAACCCGUACUCUGAUGAGAUCGAGUACAUCAUCUGCACCAACACCAACGUCAAGCAGCUACAGCAGCAGCAGCAAGCGGAGCUGGAGGUGCACCAAAGAGAUGGACUGACUGCCUACGAUCUUUCCCAGGUGCCGGUGGCCAGCGUCAGCGGCGGCGUCCACGAGGCAGGGAAGAACAUCGACAAAACAGAAGUCCUGUUCUCUCAGGAGAGAGACCCACGCUUUGCUGAGAUGUACUCCGGCAUCGCUGGCUCGGGAGAUAAGAAGAUGAUGGUUCCCUCCUCUACAGCUGGAGGACAGCAGCUCUACUCGCAGAGCUCUCCCUUCCAGCAGGGACACGCUGGUAAAAGCUUCAGUUCCUCUGUGAUCCAUGUCCCCGGUGUGAACGACAUCCAGCCGUCAGGCUCAACCAAUCAGAACCUAGCUCAGAUCUCCAGACAGCUCAAUCCAGGCCAGGUGGCAUGGUCAGGCAACCGCCCCUUCUCUGGACAGUCCAGUAAAGCCCAGUCCAGUCCAUUUGGUAUUGGUUCUGGCCACAGCUACCAGACCGACCCGGCCUCCUACAGUCCCCUGUCGUCCCCGGCCACUUCCUCCCCCAGCGGCAAUGCCUACUCAGGACUGACAAACCGCAGCACGGCUUUUGAUGUGUCGGGGGAGGGCAGUCAGAGCGGAGCCCAGUUCCAGGGUCGUCCCAGUGAGGUCUGGUCCCAGUGGCAGAACCAACAUCACUCCCAGCAGCCCGGGGAACAGCACACACACCCCAACCCCAGCCAGACAGAAGUCUUCCAGGACAUGUUACCCAUGGCCGGAGAUCCCACCCAGGGAACAGCCAACUACAACAUAGAGGACUUCGCUGACCUCGGCAUGUUCCCUCCCUUCUCUGAGUAACACUCCCCCCCCCCCCUUUUCUCCUCCUCUCUCCCUCUCAGAACUGGACUGAAGUUUGCGUUCAUCUGUCAUGUUGUCUCAUUUUUCUAUAUUGCUGGAUCACCAACUCACAGCUGACAAACACACAGUUCACUAAUGUUUGGGCUCCAAGGCCUGCGAUAUGUAUCCGUGAACAUACACAUACCUCAUCUGUGCAAAGAGGAACCCUGCUGACAGAUGGAGGGACGCAUCAGUCAACCCCGUCUCCAGCUCUCUGUCCGUCUCCAGCUCUUAGAACAAAAGGCUGCAGUGUGUCCAGCUCCCUGCAGGCAGCAUCAGCAUGGACUGUAGCUUGUCACAUACCAUCACUAACAUGAUCCAAGAUUUUACUCUUCCUGUCGUUCACGUUUGAAAAAAAAGCAGAAUUCAAGUCAUAUUUUGUCAGCAGUUCAUGUCUGCAAGCGUCCAUGAAGUAGCCAAAAUGUACGACUGUGCCAUUACACGUGUGCUACGCCCAAUGAUGUGCCCAACUGCAUGAUGCCCGCAUCCACAUUUGUUCCGGAAUAAGUACUUGUAAAUCAUUCAGCAAC
Molecule: messenger RNA, 2965 nt
Organism: Anoplopoma fimbria (sablefish)
Lineage: Eukaryota; Metazoa; Chordata; Actinopteri; Perciformes; Anoplopomatidae
Gene: arnt2
Product: aryl-hydrocarbon receptor nuclear translocator 2
Biological process (GO): regulation of transcription by RNA polymerase II
Cellular component (GO): cytoplasm; transcription regulator complex; nucleus
Molecular function (GO): protein dimerization activity; RNA polymerase II cis-regulatory region sequence-specific DNA binding; DNA-binding transcription factor activity, RNA polymerase II-specific
Source: RefSeq, a predicted model, not a curated record